Molecule: messenger RNA, 1008 nt
Organism: Centruroides sculpturatus (bark scorpion)
Lineage: Eukaryota; Metazoa; Arthropoda; Arachnida; Scorpiones; Buthidae
Product: GLIPR1-like protein 1
Exons: 6
Coding region: 125-916 (263 amino acids)
Source: RefSeq, a predicted model, not a curated record
UUUGUUCUUAAUUUUCUUGCAUAUUCGGAACGAUUUUCGAAUAAAACAUUCUAUUUCAUUCGAGCUUGUAUUUAAAUCUAAGCGUUAAUAUUGGUGUCUUGAAUUAUAUUUAAAUUUUUUAAACAUGAUACUGAAGUAUUUCAUAUGUUUAUUAUGCAUUUCCUGCAUGGCCGAGGAAUCAUUUGACUCUAAUAACUGUACGGAAUUUCAGAGCGAAGAUAAAUUAAAGCAAAAUUAUAAAAAUAGAAAUACGGUAAAUACUGGAACAGCACUGAAAUUCAUUAAUGGUAACAGUGGAUUUAGCAGAUUCGAAGAGAAUGAUAUUGUUUCGCUAAUGAACAUUUACAGAAAUAAUACGACUCCACCCGCUGCUGAUCUGUAUAGCUUGGUAUGGAGCGAUGCUUUAGCAAAACUGGCAAAAAAGUGGGGAGAUAGAUGCGUAAAUAAACAAGGACCCGAUAAAUGUCUCAAUGUUAUUGGACAGAAUAUAUAUGUGGGAAGCGGUGAUUACAAAGAUGCACUUAAAGAAUGGUACAUGGAAGAGAAAGAUUACAUUUACUCCACCACCGCAUGCAAAAAACAAUGUAAACACUAUUUAGCGAUGGUUUCGUCUAAAACAUAUUCUGUAGGAUGUUCGAGAUCUGACUGUAAACGGUCCGGGUUAAAAAAUCUAAUCGUUUGUAAUUUUUAUCCGGUUGGCGUAUUUUUAAAAGUGAAACCCUUCUUGGAGGGACGGGCUUGCAGUAAAUGCGCAUCGGAUGAGGGAAAUGCUACUUGUUCUCAUAAUUUGUGUGUGAAAAGUACUAUUAAAAUACCCGAAAAACAUUUUCUUAUAUGCGCUGGAUUUAGAAACGAAAAUGAUAUUGUAAUAAUAAUUGCAGCUAUAAGAGGAUUAAUAUUUGUAAUGUCGUUAUAAGUUGAAGAGGAAAACAAGUUAAUAUAAAGACUAAAAACAUUCAUUUAAUGUUUAAUUAUAAAUAAAUGUAAUAUUAAAUUUAGGAACUAAAU